GGGCCAUACUGUCCAGUGAAGAGGCUGUGCUGCUAGAUUUAAACAGAGUCUCAAGCUAUUGCUGUGAUUGAUCUUCCAUUUUCUGGCCUGAAAGACAUUCAGGGAAUGAAGAAGAGAUGGCAGUUUCUUGGGGCUCAGUGGCCUAUGAAGAUGUAGCCGUGAUAUUCACUCAAGAGGAGUGGGCACUAUUGAAUCCUUCAGAGAAGAAACUCUACAGAGAUGUCAUGUGUGAAAACUUGAGGAACUUUCUUUCCAUAGAAAAAAUACAAGAACUUUCCACCAAAGAGCAGCAUUACUUGCACAGGAGUCAACAAAGUAAUACAGCAGUGAAAGUCUCUGAGGGCACAAAAAGUCAGAGUGGUAGAAAAUCUCAAGAAUGUGAAGUAUACAACAAAUUACUCACUGGUUCUAUUCAUCUUCAAAAAUAUGAAAGAAUUCACAGUGGAAAGAAACCCUCUGGAUGUAAACAGUGUAGUAAAACAUUCAGAUGUCCCAGUUAUCUUCGGGUACAUGAAAGAACUCACACUGGAGAGAAACCCUAUGAAUGUAAACAAUGUAGUAAAACAUUCAGUUGUUCCAGUAGUCUUAAGCUACAUGAAAGAACUCACAGUGGAGAGAAACCCUAUGAAUGUAAACAAUGUAGUAAAACAUUCCAUUGUUCCAGUAAACUUAAGAUACAUGAAAGAACUCACAGUGGAGAGAAACCCUAUGAAUGUAAACAAUGUAGUAAAACAUUCAGUUCUUCCAGUAAUGUUAAGCUACAUGAAAGAACUCACAGUGGAGAGAAACCCUAUGAAUGUAAACAAUGUUGUAAAACAUUCAGUUAUUCCAGUAGUCUAAAGAAACAUGAAAGAAGUCACAGUGGAGAGAAACCCUAUGAAUGUACACAAUGUAGUAAAACAUUCAGUUGUUCCAGUAUACUUAAGAACCAUGAAAGAACUCACAGUGGAGAGAAACCCUAUGAAUGUACACAAUGUAGUAAAACAUUCAGUUGUUCCAGUAUACUUAAGAACCAUGAAAGAACUCACAGUGGAGAGAAACCCUAUGAAUGUACACAAUGUAGUAAAACAUUCAGUUGUUCCAGUAGUCUUCAGAAACAUGAAAGAAUUCACAGUGGAGAGAAACCCUAUGAAUGUAAACAAUGUAGUAAAACAUUCAGUUUUUCCAGUAGUCUUAAGCUACAUGAAAGAAUUCACACUGGAGAGAAACCCUAUGAAUGUAAACAAUGUAGUAAAGCAUUCAGUUGUUCCAGUAGUCUUCGCUCACAUGAAAGAACUCACAGUGGAGAGAAACCCUAUGAAUGUAAACAAUGUUGUAAAACAUUCAGCUGUUCCAGUAGUCUUAAGAAACAUGAAAGAACUCACAGUGGAGAGAAACCCUAUGAAUGUAAACAAUGUAGUAAAACAUUCAGUUAUUCCAGUAGUCUUAAGAUACAUGAAAGAACUCACAGUGGAGAGAAGCCCUAUGAAUGUGAACAAUGUAGUAAAACAUUUAGUUUUUCUGGAGAGAAACCAUAUAAAUGUAAAGUAAAACAUACAGUCAAUACACAACUCUUUGGACACAUGAAGGAAUUCACAGUGGAGAGAAACGUUAUGAAUGUAACCUAUGUAGUAGACAUUCAGGCAAUGUGCAAAUCUUCGGACACAUGA
This is a messenger RNA of Erinaceus europaeus (western European hedgehog), 1649 nucleotides long. RefSeq names its product zinc finger protein 14-like. NCBI's taxonomy places the organism in Eukaryota, Metazoa, Chordata, Mammalia, Eulipotyphla, Erinaceidae. The transcript has 5 exons. Bases 117 to 1649 code for a protein of 510 amino acids. The record is from RefSeq and is a predicted model, not a curated record. Gene Ontology annotation, biological process: regulation of DNA-templated transcription.